Xyrauchen texanus (razorback sucker) is the source of this 2816-nucleotide messenger RNA. RefSeq names its product zinc finger protein 572. Gene Ontology annotation, biological process: regulation of transcription by RNA polymerase II. The record is from RefSeq and is a predicted model, not a curated record. NCBI's taxonomy places the organism in Eukaryota, Metazoa, Chordata, Actinopteri, Cypriniformes, Catostomidae. Gene Ontology annotation, molecular function: RNA polymerase II cis-regulatory region sequence-specific DNA binding; DNA-binding transcription factor activity. The transcript is spliced from 5 exons. Bases 188 to 1168 code for a protein of 326 amino acids.
GGUAGAACCGCCGAGGGUAAACAACAGUAAAAGAUCUCUUAUCUCAUUAUUCGACUCUCAACUGGCUCUAAUUCCGCACCAGACUGGACGAAGAGGACUCACAACAUCACCAAACGACCACCAGAUUAACACUUGUGGACUCUCACCACUGACAAGAGGGUAGUUUUAUGGUAGUUUAAAUAUCAGGAUGUCCACAUCUGUCGAUAUUCACGCGCAGCUCGCGUCUAUCGUCGAGCGGUUCGCCAAAUGUGCGCUACUGGAGAUGAGUCGAGCUGUGGAUCAGGAGAUGAACCGCAGACAGAUGGAGGUCGAGACUCUGAUGGUCAAACUCCAGUUUACUGAGAGCGAACUCCGAACAGCCCGACAGAACCAACCGAACCUUCGAUCAGUGGGAACACAAGCCAACGACACUGAACAGAGAGAGCUAAACCUGGACCAUGUGAAGUUGAGUGAAAAUCAUGAUGGAUACACAGAGACACACACUGACAAUUCUUUGCAGACUUUCACAUUCAAUGCAGAUGGAAUCAAAUCCAUUCAGAUCAAAGAGGAACACAUGGAGGAACAACCGUGGGACAGUGGACAGAGUCCAGAGAUGGAGGAUCAGGAUAGUUUCAGCGCCGGAAUAAUAGGAACCGCCGGAGAGGGUGGCGAUUUCACCAACAAAAUAAAACCCAGUGGUGGUGUGUGGAAUUCCCCCGUUUCUGAGGAUUUUCUUGUAAACUCAGAAGCUCACAGUCUGGACGAUUGUGCGUACGCAAAUUCCACAGGUGUGUCUCCGAACCAAAGAGAAGAUCCCAUCAUACAGCAUCACAUUGAAGAUGCAGAGUUCUCCCAGCGUUCUGCGAACCACAUCGUUCCACCUGCGGCCGAUCACAGAGGCGACAGUGCGGCCGAGAGAAGCUCACGCUGCCCUCAGUGCGGAAAGACGUUCACGACACGCUUCUACCUGAAGAUCCACCAAAGAAUCCACACGGGAGAGAGACCGUACACCUGCCCUCAGUGCGGCAAAGGCUUCUACUGUAACUCGCACCUGAUAUCGCACCACCGCUCACACACCGGAGAGAAACCGUACAGUUGUGAAGAAUGCGGCAAGUCCUACUCUCAUUUAAACUCCCUCAAACUGCACCAGCGAAGCCACACUGAAGAGGAGGCGUACGGGUAUUGGUAGCCCACGCCCAUAUGGCAAACCCAAUUGACCUUGAAUCACAUGUGCAGGAUGGGAGUUAUAGAUAUCAGCAGUUAUAUUUGUGAAUAUAAGUUAAAUGCUCAAUUUUUAUAUCAGUAAAUUACAUUUGCUCUGGUAAAAAUUUGAAUUCUUGAUUUUAAAAUUGGAAUAUCCAUUUCCAUUUUACGAUGACGUAUGGCAAGCCGAAUUGACUUUGAAUCAUUUGCAGGAUAUGAAUCAUUGAUAUCAACAAUAAAGAUUUUACUAGUUAAAAUGCAAACUUUUGAUAUCAGUAAUUACAUUGCACUAGUAAAAAAAAAAUUUUUUUAUGUCAUAAUCGGCAUUUCAACUAGAAUAAUUUUACGAUGAUGUAUGGCAAGCCGAAUUGACAUUUAAUAAUUUGCAGGAUAUGAACUGCUGACAUAAUUAAUUUUUUACUAGUUAAAAUGCAAAUUUUUGAUAUUUCAGGAAUUGAAUAACGACAAGAGAAAAUUCUCAUUUUUGAUGUUAGUAAUUACAUUGCACUAGUAAAAAUGUUAUUGUAAUUUCCCCUAGUAGAAUUUGACGAUGAUGUAUGGCAAGCCGAAUUGACAUUUAAUCCUUUUCAGGAUAUGAAUCACUGAUAUCAACAAUAAAGAUUUUAUUAGUGAAAAUGCACAUUUUUGAUAUCAGUAAUUACAUUGCACUAGUAAAAAAAAAAUUUUUAUGUCAAAAUCGGCAUUUCAGCUAGAAUAAUUUGACGAUGAUGUAUGGCAAGUUGAAUUGACAUUUAAUAAUUUGCAGGAUAUGAACUGCUGAUGUCAACAAUUAAAUUUUUACUAGUUAAAAAGCAAAUUCUUGAUAUCAGGAAUGGAAUUAAGAUUAGUGAAAGUGCUCAUUUUUAUGUAAGUAAUUACAUUGCACUAGUAACAAUUCAAAUUUUUGAUAUCAACAUUUUUAUUUCCACUAAUUUGACGAUGAUGUAUGGCAAGCCGAGUUGACUUGUUGAGUUGUGUAUUUCCGAUAGUAACAUCAUUUUUUUUCAGUUUUUUGUAGUGCAAAUGUAAUAAGUGAUAUAAAAAAUGAGCACUUUCACUAGUAGUAAUUCCAUUCCUGAUAUGAAUGAGCAUUUUAACUAGUAAAAGGAAUCGAUGACAUCUAUAAUUCAGAUCCUGCACGUGAUUUAACGUUGAAAUGGUUUGCAGUAGCCCUUUUUUUAAACCAGUUGUACAAUAUUCACUACAGAAUUUAGAAAAGUGUUUGAUUGUUUGCAUACAACACAUAAAUUGAUAUUGAUACAUCAUUAGAUAUAAUAAAAAAUAAACUUUGUGCUUAAGUAACAUGAGUUUAAGUUUUGUCACAUUUACUGAGAAAGUGGUCUGAAGUUAGUUUUGAAAUUUCACAUUUUAACAUUAUUAGUCACAUAUGCCUUUUUUUUAAUACAUUUUCAUUUUAUAGCUUGUAGAAGUUUUGUUUGUGAGUUAUUUAUUUUGCUUUGGGCGAGUCAUGAAGAAUGGGUGCUUUCUUUAUCACCUUGAAACUUUUUUAUUUUCUGCUACAAUCACAUUUUGUAGCUGAUAAUAAAAACUGUGAGUGAAUGUAAAAUAAUUCCUGUUGUAUCUUUCUGACCCACCGAUGACAGUUACAGAAAAACAGUUUUUUAUUAUUGUAA